Molecule: messenger RNA, 7608 nt
Organism: Gryllus bimaculatus (two-spotted cricket)
Lineage: Eukaryota; Metazoa; Arthropoda; Insecta; Orthoptera; Gryllidae
Source: the annotation of a GenBank genome assembly
GGCGGGCCGCAGAACGUGGAGAUGCACCCGGCGCGGCCGCCGGACUACCGCGAGGUGCGGGGCCGCGCGGGCGGCGGCCCCAUCCGCCAGGGCGGUCCCACGCGGCCGGGGCGCGUGGAGCGGCGCGUCGACACCUCGCCCUACAGCAGCAGCGCCUACCUCUCGCCGCCGCCCGACAGCAGCUGGCGCCGCACCAACUCGGACUCGGCGCUGCACCAGAGCGCCAUGAACACGGGCGUGGAGGGCGCGCUGCGCUCCGCGGGCUCGCAGCGAGGGGUUGCAGAUAGUCAGGUGUUUGGGUUUGUUGUAGCUGACUCUCCUGAUAGCGGUAGGAAAUACUUGCCUACUGCAGAUGGACGCCCACGUUCAAGUUGUGAAGUACCUCGAGUGCCAGGAAUAAAUAUUUAUCCAUCUCAGCAAGAACCUGGUACCAUUCAAAUUCCAAUUGGGAACAACACUGGAUCGCUGCCUGAUCUAACAAAUUUCCAUUCCCAUUUCCCAUCUCCCUUGUCAAAUCCUUUAGAUCAUGAAGACCCAAACAGUUCCCCAUACAGCACAUCCCCCCAGGGAACGAGCCCAUCCACGCUCUCCCCAACCAGUCUGUCUUCCCGGCCUGCGGGCAGGUUCUCAUUUGGUGGGGGAGGGGGAGGAGGCGGGGGUGGGUCUCCGCAAGAAUCUCAAGGAACCAGCCCAGGCCAUUCUCCUGGUACACGACGGCGCCCCUACCCACAAGCCCAUCUGCAGAACCUGGUGCUCCCAGCAGGGACCCAGCCCACAGCUUGUGUAGUUGAAGUAUUUUGUUUUGGUCUCACCUUUGUUCCAGAAUCAUCUUUCAGUGCCAUCUCUUGUGAACACAAGGUAUCUCCAUCAAUCGAAGUCCUGCACUUUUCCUUGAAUAGAGCCACAAAUUUGAUGUUUCAGCAACAUUUGAAUUCCUUGAAUACGUAUCGCAGCCCGCCGCCCCUCAGUAGGCCUAGCCCCCAGACUUCCCCUGGCUUAACUGUGCAGGCCAGCUCUUUGGUGUAUCGUAGUGGUAGUCCUGGAGAAACAAGCCAUAGUGGCCCUCAGAGCCCUGUCUCCCCUGCCAGUCCACCCGGAGCAGGCCUCGGUUCAAGCAGCCCAUUCUUGGAACACAGCAACUAUGGGCUGAGUCCUGCGCAAGCACUGGCUUUACAACAGGGUUUUGAGCAGUUCAGCAUGGGUGAUGAUCCAGUAACAAGUAUCGAUUACAUGAUGCCUCAAAAUAACGGAAAUCAGUACUCUCAGGCAAUUACUCAUAAUCCAGAUGAUGGACUUGUUCAAGUGGCAGCACAGGAUUUACAAACAGAUUCUGUGUACUACAGCCAGUCUUCUCAACUGCCAUACAACCGUCCAUUGACAAUGAACCCUAGUGGAGGCAGUACUCAACAAACAACUCCUCAAACGCCCAAUACACCUUCCAGUAUUCCAGAUAUCAUUCUCACCGAUUUCUCAUCUAACUCGGGUGAUGGACUUGUUAAAGAACUUGGAUCAGCCAUCUCAGGAACAUUUGAUCCUGACCUAUUUCCUUCGGAUGAAACAUUGCGUGAGGGACUAGGCUCCAUUGACCUUGAAGGAUUACAGAUGCUCACUGAUCCACUUAAUGUUAUUACAGACCCAACUACAGAAGACAACUUCCGAAUGGAUCGUAUGGAUCGAUUGUAGUAGUGGGAAUGUGAUAGUGGAGGUGUGUGCUCGAUUAGGGAAAUGUGACCAUUUGUGUGCUGUUUUGUGUAAGAGUUUAACAGACCUGUGUUGACAUACACAGGACAGCAGACCAAAUGCAGGAGACCAUUGGUGCUGCUAAUUUUACAUUGUUGAAAGCUUUCAUAUAAAUUGAAAUCCAAAUUUAUCUCAAUGAGAUUAACAUUCCUUGAAUUUACAUGCUGUUGUCAUUUCUCCUUCACCGGCUGUUGUGCUAUCAACUGGGUAAAAACUUUCUUGGAAGGCUGUUGUGUGUAAAUUGGUAUCAUGAUUUCUCUCAUGUUUGCAAAACAUGUACUUUUUUUAUAUAGAUAUAUAUAUAUAUGAAUUUCGUAAUGGAUGAAAUGAAUUACUUUAAGGAGUGUUGUAGACAUGAUGUUAGAUGGAGAAAACAAAAUCUUUGUUUGGUAAGUGCCAAACUUAUCUGGUCAGUCCAGAUGUGUGCAGUGCAAAUGUAUACAUGAUCAGAAGACUGCUUGGUUUAAACUGCAGUUUUGUCUGCAGGGUGAUUCACCCAAUGUAUAGCAUGUUGCCAAAUGUACCUAAACUCCAAUGCAAUUAAAAAGUGAGACUUAUCUUGCACUCAGUACUGGUAAGCAUGCUCUAAAUCAUGCCCUUCAUUUAGGUUAAGUUGGUAUUGUUAUGAAACCAAGACAGCAGCGUGCUAUCGCUCAAAUUUAAAACUUGUGUUAAUGCAUGAGUUGCGUGAUUUUUUUCUGUACAAAGUAGGCAAUUGCUUGCAGCCCACUUUUCAUUUGUAAAUAUUUUUAAUACCAUGAUCUGAAAUGUGUCGCUUGCUGCUUGCAUUGUUUUUAGACAAAGUGGGAUAAUUUUGUUUUAUAAGAUUCUACAAAGAUACAAAAAUUUUAAAUAUAUUUUAGUUUAAUUUUUGGAGCUGAGGUUGGCCUUGUUACUUCUGUGAAGAAAGUCAAAAGGAGGAAUUGAGGAUGAUCUUUCUUUGUGUCAAGUACUUACUGAUUUCUGCCGUGCCUUCCCUUCCAAGCACAUGCUUCUCAAUUUUUAAAAUAUUUUGCCCCUCCAUCUUGCUUAGUAGUUCAUGUGUAUACUCAUUUUGGGAAAUAUUAAUUCACACAUGUGUAAUGUCAUUGCUUUAACUUAUUCUACAGUUACAUAGUUUCAUUGCCUUUGUUUGGUUCAGCUUAUUUACCCCUUUUUCUUUUAAAUUCCAAAUAUGAAUUUUCCAAUCUAAAUGCAAAUGGUUAUAGUCUGAUGUCAGCUCUCAAGCUGAAUGUACAAUGGUUUGCGGGUUGACUUUCAGCUUCUGUGAUUUGAUGACUGCUGCUGUCGUGGAAAUGAACUGGUCAUCACUUAGCGCACAGGUGACUGAAAGCAAAUGGUGUAAAAGACAUGUAAUUGAAUAUUGAUAGGUACUUAGUCAUUCUCUCCUUUUUACAUGUUCUUGGUCGUAAUUUUAUACCAUUUUAUCCUUGUACAUUCUAUUGUUGAAAUUGUUUUAAUUUUUCAUCUUGUCAUUGGAACCAUUGUGUGUGGUCAAUUUGGCUUCUUCUGCAAUGCUUUGUGGAAGUUUAGGAUAAACUUUUAAAGAUGAAUUAUUUUCUUUUCAUUGUUCGUUUUAAAUUACAAUAGGCCCACAGCUCAUAAAUAAUAAUGUGGGGAAACUUUGGCCAAGUGUAGUUUAUCCUACAUAUUUACGGGCUAUUUGAUCUUUUCUUACAAGAAACUCUCAAGUAGAAUUGUUUGGAACGUUAUAGCUUUUCUCAUAUGCACACUUUUUCAUAAAUUCGAUGAAUGUUUUUAAUUGUCUAAAUUCAUAAUGCAUUGAAUUUCCCAAAAGUAAUGUGCAAUAGGGUAUAGUCACAUACAUAAAAGAACGCACAAUUUUAACUACUUUAUAUCUGUUACAUAAAUUAUUUAAUGUAAAAUAUGAUAUUGCAUAGGUCUCAUGGUAUAACCUGUUAGAAAAUGAGUACAUGUGAAAAUAGCAUGUGAAGAAAGAACUGUUCCAACUAAUAGUUUUUUGAUAUUUAGCAGAAUUGAGAGCAUAAACAUAAUUGUUUGUUCUUAUGUUUCUCCCGCAGCGUGUGCUACUCUUUAUAUACAAACUAAUAAAUCAAGAAUUAGCAUGGAUUUAUAAUUGUAAAAAUAGAGAAUUUUAUAUUGUUGUUACAUUGUUGACUACAAACCAAAUGGUUGCUAUUUAAGUUGACUGGAAAUUAUAAUUUAUUUCUUGUUUAUCUUACAAAUUAUAGUAGAUUAAAUAUAUAUAAUAUAUUAAAGAGAUUCUGAAUUCGGCAUUACGAGCUGUGGUAUGUUGGACCAUGGGCAGUGUCUCUGCUUACUUCCUAUUGUCUUCAGCUUACUCCUUGAUGGAAAUAACACCAGUGGAUUCUUUAGAUUGUUACUUUUGCUGUUUAGUAUAUGCAUACAAGAUGAGAAGACUUUAGAAUGUGAUACAGGAAAAUAUUAUCACAGGUAUAUUUUAAUAAAUACUCUAUGACUUUUUCUAGAGUUUCCUGUAAUUUAAAGAAGGAUCAGAUCAAGUUACUGAACCAUUGCUAUCCAAAACACAUUUUAGGAUAUAAUUAUGCUGGUAUAUCAAAUUAAGCAAAAUAAAAAUGAAAUGUUGCUGCUACUUAGUGUCAUAUUAUGUACCAUGAAAACUUCCUAUUUAAAAAACAUAGGGACCAAUAAUUAAUUAAAUAAUAUCCACAAUGUAUAGAACAGUAAUUCUGUCCUUGUUACAAGGCUGUAAUCCUUGUUAAUUUAGAUUGCAAUUAUACAUUUUUUAAUGAAAUGGAAUAAAGCAUUUAUACAUUUCAAUAUAAUUCCCAAACUUGCUUUAUAUUGAUUAAUAACUUUCUGGUUAGAUUAAUUUACUUAAAGAACACUGAUUUUGAUAACAUCUUCAUUACAUUGUAAUCAGAUAAUUGUGUAUUUAUUGAUUAUAAAAUGUGGUUGUUGCAGCAAUGUUAUAAAUACAAGGAUAGAAAUUAUGUUUCCUCAAAUAACUUAAUUGAGAAAUCAAAAUGUGAAGUGAAGUCAAAUAUUGUACAUGACAUGCUACUGCUAAAAAUAUAAAAGUAUAGAAACACCAAAAUUCUUUUACAAUAAAGCAUUGUGAAACAGGAUUUUGUUGUAGUGUAUACAUGCUCCUAUGUAAAACUAUUCUUGGUCAAUUUUUGUGUAGAGAAUAAGUGAAAGAUAUAGACAACUGUAAACUAUACAGAAUGUAGGAGUAUGUAUUGGUUUAAAUGUCAGCAUGUUUAUAAUAGGCGUUUUAAAAGCAAAUGUUGAUAUUUUUAACCUACGACUAGCUUCAAUUGGCUUAAGCCUUGAUAUUAGUUGCUGGUAGCAGAAAAUUAAGCCAGUUCAUGUAUCCUAGAUUGUGCAAACUUUGUAUGGCAAUGGAAUCGUGUGAGUAAUGAACAUUUGUGUCUUUAUGCUUUUUUAUUGUCUGGUCAUUUGGAGUGAUGUCCUGUUUACGAGAAAAGUUAACAUUUCUCUGAAGUGAAUUUUACUGUUCCUUGUCUUGAUCUUUACAACACCAAAGCGGUCUAGUAAUAUUAAUGUUAGUGUAAUCUCUUACUAGAAACUGCCUGUUCUUUGCUGUCUAAACUGAUACUCCUCAGGGGACCUUCACUUGUGGCAUCCGAUCAAUUUUUAAAUAAACUAAUGCAAUACUUAUUCUUUCUGUGAUUGAUGUCUAUUAAAGUUCUAAAGGAAAAGUGCUCCCUAUACUCUUGGGUCUUUUUAAGUGCCGUUUUGCAAUUCAUGCAUUCCAUGCCUUGUUGCAUUAUAAUGGCAGCACCUUGGUUUCUUUAAGUUGUGUAAUUGCGAGUGUUUUGUUUUAAGCCAUGAAGGGCUAUAUAGCCCUUUUUCAUUUUCUUCCAAAACUAGUACAUUAGAAUACCAUUUGAACUUGCUCUCUGUACAAUUUCUGUUUCAUUUCAUCUGGUUGCAGUACCUACUCGUUGGUUUAAAAGUUUGUCUUGGGUUGAAGGAGCCAUAUUGCAUUUUGUGGUUAAUUCACUUGUUGCACUACUUGCAUAAGUUUGGAACCCUGCAAAACUUGGUUGUGUGUUAACAAUAUGUAUCAUCAUUGUUAAAAAGUCUGUGGUAAUUUUUUGUAAACUCAUUGGAUUGCUGGAUAUUUCUAUCAGAUGGUUUAUGACAGUUUUAUUGUUUUGUUUUUGUCUCAUCAGUGGAAUGUUAAAUGGAAAUGGCUAGUACUUCGAUUUCAGGUUAUUGGAUUGUAAAUUUCAGUGAGAUUUAAUAUUUCCAUAUUGCAGUGAAUGUUGAAUACAUGUGCUCCUUAGUGUUACUGCAUUUAAACUCAUGUUUUCACAUUUGUGAAAGUACAAUUUUGACCUGAAUUUGAACUAUUUGUAAUAGAUUCCCCAUAUUAGACACAGCACAAGUACAAAUUCUGUAGCACAAUUUUUUCAUAAUAUGUACAAAUGUACAGACCUUAACUUUUCAAAAUAUUCCAUACUGCUUUAGUAGUGAUUUUGAGUGUGGAAACAUGAGUACAGUUAUCAUAACAUCUGAAACUAGCUGAAAUGUGUUAUCAUUUGGAGACAGUAAAUAUAGAAGUGCUUUAAACGGAUGUAUGAAUGUUAUAAAAUAAACGUAUUUGAUUGGUUUUAGAAUAGUGUGAAUGAAAGUGUGCAAUUGUAAACUAAGACGUUACUCCUAGUUCUUAAAGACACCCAUACUAUUCUAUUGUAUAUAUUAGUUAUUAAACAUAUUUUGGUUGUACAAUUUUUAUAUAACUAUGAAUAUACAUAUACAUAUUGAAUUUAUGAAUUUUAAUUGGACAUGUUAUAGCAUGAGCUGUAAAAUGGUUGUUUUUUAUUUUAUUUUAUUUUUGUCUUAGUCAUGUAAUUUACUUUUUCAGAGGGCUUGUGCAACCAUGUAAGGAUCUAUUUCUAAGGUUAAGAUUCGCUGCACUUCUUAUUGAAGCAUAAUAUUAGGAUGAUGAAUUGAAAUCCUGUUUAUAAAUUUCAUUUUAUAUUGAAAUAUAUAGACAUUUGUUUCUAUACUGUAUUUCAGUCAGUACAAAUUGUUUGAAGAGAUGUCUUAAGUUUGAGAGAAAAAUCUAUUAUUCUGCCUUGGAUCUUUCACAUGCAGUUUGUUUUUCUGGAUAUUGAUACCAACAUCAUUCAUGUGCUCCUACUUUUUCCCUGCUUGCAAGCUGACCAAGGAUUUAUAUUGUCUUAGGACUGUUUAUAGUAUGUUAUUGUGUGUAGAAUUUUUUCAUGGAGAUUUCUGCCAAAGUCAUGAAAUUUAAUGUAUCGUUUGUACUCUGUGAGCACAUGCCUAUUCUUUUUGGCACAAUUUAACAGUAUAUAUCCUUGGUCACAGAUAUCAGAAUUUAUUUAUUGUUUUUGAAAUAAAGGUUAUUUAAAUUGAGUUGUAUGGUAACUUGUUCUUUGUGAUUUUUGUUUGUGUGUGUGUGUGUGUACAUGAAAUGUGUUUUGUCUUAAGUACCAAAAAUAUGAAAAUGUUAACUUUAUCACUAAUUCAAAUUUCAUUCCAGAACUCUUAGAUCAGUUCCAAAGAAUGUCAGAAUAUGAUAGCCUAAGAUAUGGCUGUAAUUCUGGCUUGGGGCAGCACGUAGUUCAUAAAUUAAUUCAAUUGAGAAGUACAUUGCUCAAGUAAGGGACCCUGAAUGAUGAUCCCCACUGCUCACAGUGAUGUAAAGUUAAUAGUUAAAAAGAUUUCAAAGAUAUGGUUAAAAAUUCUAUAACAAAUUAUGUAUCAUCCAAAGAUUAAACUUUUUUUUUUAUUAAUGAAAUUUGUAAUUCAAAAUUAAAUAUUUAAUUAAUUCUAUGUUGUUUUCCUCCAAAUUAUAAGUAGCUUUUGUGUAAUUUUCUGUGAAAUCAGAACAGUUGAAAAAAACAA